UCUCUCUCUCUCUCUUUUCUGUGCUUCAAUGGCCUCAUAGCAUUUUUUUUUUUUUUCCCCUGGCUCCUCUUGUUCUUCUCCUUUACUCUCUCUCUCUCCUUGUAGCCUAAGGUUCGCAUGUCUCUGCUGCGAGGAGCAGAGGGAGAGAGGAGCACCCUCGCCAAACGGCUCCUUUUUGUAAGAGUUGAUGAUGAUUCUGUAACGUGCUCUUUUAUUUCUCUCCACUGAUUGUUGAUUGAUUCUUCUGGCUCUGAGAUUCUGAGAGAGCAUGUAUCAAAGCUUCACCAUCUUCUCUUCCCCUUUGAAUCAAAUUUAUAGUCUCUAGACUCUUCUGUUUCUUCCGUGAGUGUGCCCGAUUGUGUUAUUAAUCACUGAAGGGUAAUCCGCCCAGCAUGUAAAGUUUGUUGCUUUUUCCGGUGCAUGUUCUUCUGGGGAACCAUCUGUUUGGAAUUAUGAUAGUUGAGAUUCAGUUCCAGCCAUCUCGAUAGCCGAAACUAGGUCCAGUAGAAGAUAACGUUCUAAAUUCUACUGUUUGUAUUUGUUCUCGAGGCACAAAGCUAGAAGGUGAAAAGGUUUGUUAAGUGGAAAUAGUGCAAUACAAUAGCAGUACCUGUCCGAAGUACUGAAUUACUGAUAGCAGCGUUUUGGUGAGUUCCCACAGUCUCCCAUCAAAGAAAAUGAAGGUUCCUGAGAACAAUGGCAAGGGUUCCAGUGAUGAAUUGCCUCAGGAUGCAGAUUAUGACAACGUUCCGAGCCUUAGCGACGAGCUAGAAAACGUGGUCUUUGCCAGAUUUCCAAGAGCAGAGUACUGGAAAUUGUGCUGUCUAAGCAAGAGGUUCUUGAGUCUGAUUAAAGGUGGUGAAAUCUUCAAGAUGAGGAAACGGAUAGGAUUCAAAGAGCCAUCGGUGUUCAUGCUGGCGAGUGGAGACACCAACUGGUGGACCUUUGACAAGAAUUUCGAGUCCCGCAGGAAGCUCCCUGUCAUUCCAUCAGAUUACAAUUUCGAGUACGGAGACAAAGAGUCAUUUUCUGCAGGGACCCAUCUUUUCGUUUCUGGGAAGGAAAUCGACGGAGCUGUUGUCUGGCGAUACGAGUUAGCAGCAAACCAGUGGUUCAAGGGUCCUUUCAUGAUCACCCCAAGGUGUCUUUUUGCCUCGGCCACCUGUGGCAACUUUGCUUUCAUAGCAGGCGGUCUUGAAACAGAGACCUGUAAGACAGUCCUGAAUUCUGCAGAGAAAUACAAUGCAGAGACCAAGUCCUGGGAACGCCUCCCUAAUAUGAUCCGAAGGAGGAAACUCUGCUCUGGUUGUUGCAUGGACAACAGGUUCUAUGUGAUUGGAGGACUGGAUGAGAAACACAAGGAGCUCAAGUGUGGAGAGUUCUUUGAUCAGGAGACAAGAAAAUGGACGCUGAUUCCGAACAUGCUGAAAGAUAUUCCUCUGUCGAUUUCACAGUCUCCACCUCUUAUUGCUGUUGCCAAUAACGAGCUUUACUCGCUGGAUGCUUGUUCCAAUGUGCUCAAGGUGUACGAGAAGGAAUGCAACUCGUGGAAGAAGCUGGGACCAGUUCCGGUGAGAGCUGAUGCACAGAAAGGAUGGGGCGUGGCGUUCAAGUCUCUGGGUAACGAGCUGCUUGUGAUUGGUGCAACCUCUGUGUCUUCUUCCGAGCGAGCCCUGACUAUAUACACUUGCUGCCCUGAUCCAGCUAUGGAGGAACUUGAGUGGAGGAAGAUCAAGUAUGGCGGCGGCACCAAGCUUAACCCCUUUAUUCGUAAUUGUGCUGUCAUGGUAGCUUGAAGUUUGAUUUGUUAUGUAAUAAGCAGAGUCAGUCUCUCUUUCACAGGUUCAUCCCGCGUCGUCUUUACAUCAGAGCCUUCUGCUCCUUGCAUCUCUCUAGGGAGGUGUCGCUUUCUGAAACUACCUGGACAAGAAAGACUCCGUGUUAAGGAUCUUUUAUUUUCUUUUGUUUUGUUUUGUUUUUGUUUUUUGUUUUGGUUGAAAACUUGAAAUGUUAAGGAUGCUUCCUUUUAUCGUCGACUCUGCAAAACAGUGAAACUGACAUAGUAUCCAUUGGUGGAAUUUGGAGGAAAAAAACCUGUCAAUGGUCUUAAAAUUGCUA
This is a messenger RNA of Prosopis cineraria, 2118 nucleotides long. Its product is annotated as F-box/kelch-repeat protein At3g27150-like. Gene Ontology annotation, cellular component: cytosol. NCBI's taxonomy places the organism in Eukaryota, Viridiplantae, Streptophyta, Magnoliopsida, Fabales, Fabaceae. The coding region runs from base 678 to 1796 and encodes 372 amino acids. Gene Ontology annotation, molecular function: protein binding. The transcript is spliced from 2 exons. The record is from RefSeq and is a predicted model, not a curated record.